AGGACCCUUGUUCCCAGCCGGACGCUUGUAGUUGGUGCACGGUCUCGUUCUGUCAAAUGGACUUUCACCUUCAGUUGAGCCGAAAAUUAACUUCGGUGUAAUUUUUGGUGAAUUGGUAGAGGGGAGAAGGGUAUCUGAUUUCCAGGGAUGGGGUCUCCUGGUGGUGAGAGCAGGGGCCACUGCUGCGAGGAGCACCUGUACUGCUGCGGCGCUGCCACCGAAGUGCUCAAGUUCGGGGUGCGAGACCUGCGCUGCUCUAGGAGCCGGCACAGCGCCCCCUGCCUGCUCUUCCUCGUCAUUCCAGGGAACCCAGGCAUGGUGGGUUUCUACAGGACCUUCAUGGAGACCCUCUACCAGGCCUUUGAGGGCCGCUAUCCUGUGUGGGCUGUGAGUCACGCCGGCCACUGCGUGCCCCCGGACACCAUGGACAUGCUAGAAGAUGUCGCUCCAGUGCAGACCGGGGACGUGUUUGGCCUCCAGGGCCAGAUCGAGCACAAGCUGGCCUUUCUCAGGGAGCACGUGCCCAGAGACACGCGGCUGGUUCUCAUCGGCCACUCCAUCGGCUGCUACAUCAUCCUGGACAUGAUGAAGCGGGAGCCUCGGCUUCAGGUGCUCAAGUCUGUGCUGCUGUUUCCGACGAUCGAGCGCAUGGCAGCGACGCCGCAGGGCCGCCUCAUGACCCCGGUGCUGUGCAGGCUCCGCUACGCCACCUACCUGCCCGUCUUCCUGCUCUCCCUGCUGCCCCUGGGGCUCAAGACGUCCAUCGUGAAGUUCGCCCUGAGGGGUCUGAGCUCGCUUGACCCGAAGAUCACGAACGCUGCCGUCAGGCUGCUCAGCGUUGACUGCGUGGCCAAUGCCAUGUACAUGGGGAGCCAAGAAAUGGUACAAGUCCUUGAACGAGACAGCUGCACCAUCGGACAGAACCUGGACAAGCUCGUGUUCUACUACGGAGCCACUGACCACUGGUGCCCAGUGCAGUACUACCAGGACAUCAAGAGGGACUUCCCCGACGGAAACAUCCAGUUGUGCAGUCGUGGCUUCCGACACGCCUUCGUCCUGGACUCUGGGCGGGAAGUGGCUGCCAUGGCAGCCAAGUGGCUCCGCGACGAUCUGCAGGGCCUGUGAGUGGGAGCGCAGUACCUCUUCACCUGGACACCUCGUUUACAGAGCAGCCGCCGGACGAAGGAGACCUUCGGCCUGUUUUAGCUGCUUGUUUACAGAUUGAGGAAUAUGACCAGUGGUAAGGAGGACCGGUGACUCUUACUCUACUGCUCAUACAGCGCGGAAUGACCACACCGUCCCUGUCACCACGGUAUUAUAUACAGUUUCCAAAUUUUAAAAAUGGUAAAAGAGGCUCGUUGAUCAGCAGGAUGAUUUUUCUAAUAACUGAAUUUAAAUAUUCAAAUUGGUUUUCAAGCAUAUAACUCAAUACAUAACACAAAAAUACAUGUUUAGAAGCGCAGAACUGAAGGAAUCCUCAUUUUCUCUGCACCAGCCUCAUCAUUCAGAUUGUCCCUAAAUUUUCUUUCUAGUUUCAAGGCUGGUAGUAUAUUGGGAGAAAUGAAUCACAAGUUGUUAAAAAAAAAA
Scleropages formosus (Asian bonytongue) is the source of this 1587-nucleotide messenger RNA. It is a transcript of the gene ldah, whose product is annotated as lipid droplet associated hydrolase. The coding region runs from base 148 to 1125 and encodes 325 amino acids. The record is from RefSeq and is a predicted model, not a curated record. Gene Ontology annotation, molecular function: lipase activity. Lineage: Eukaryota; Metazoa; Chordata; Actinopteri; Osteoglossiformes; Osteoglossidae. Gene Ontology annotation, cellular component: lipid droplet. The transcript has 7 exons. Gene Ontology annotation, biological process: lipid storage.